CUCGGCUGGCAUAUUGUUGCCCGGCCGCCGCACCGACCGCCGCCGCCUCGCCUCGCCUUUCGGGUUUCCGAAGAAGACGGAUCCGGGCGGCCGUGGCUCUCUCCUCGCCCACUGACCUGCAUUGCUGUCUCAGCUUCCCAUUAAUCUCUGCUCUGGUGACCGAAUGCAGACAGGGCAAUGCACACACUAACAGAGAAGGAGCCUGAAUUAAGGAAAUGCAAACUAUAACAAAUAGCUACUGAAUAAAGUGCUUGAUUGAAGAUAGAAGAGAAUGGCUUUGAAGAUCGCUGUACUGCUGAGCUGUAUCCUGGGAAUCAGCACCCUUCCUCUGGAGGAACCCGAAGAUGGCGGCAAGCAUUGGGUUCUCAUUGUAGCUGGCUCAAGUGGCUGGUAUAACUACAGGCACCAGGCUGAUGUAUGUCACGCAUAUCAGAUCGUGCACCGAAAUGGCAUUCCUGAUGAACAGAUUAUUGUUAUGAUGUACGAUGACAUUGCUUAUGAUGCAGAGAAUCCAACCCCAGGAAUCAUCAUCAACAGACCCAAUGGCACAGAUGUUUACAAAGGAGUCCUAAAGGACUACACUGGGAAGGAUGUUACACCAGGAAAUUUCCUUGCAGUUCUGAGAGGUGACGCUGAAGCAGUGAAGAAAGUAGGAUCAGGAAAAGUAAUAAAAAGUGGUCCUAAGGAUCAUAUAUUUGUGUUUUUCACUGACCACGGAGCGCCUGGACUUCUGGCUUUUCCAUCUGAUGAUCUCUAUGCAAAAGACUUGAAUAAGACCAUUCGGUACAUGAACCGUCAUAAAAAGUACCAGAAGAUGGUGUUUUACAUUGAAGCAUGUGAAUCUGGAUCAAUGAUGGUCGAUCUGCCGGAUAAUAUCAACAUUUAUGCCACUACAGCUGCCAAUCCUAAGGAGUCAUCUUAUGCGUGUUACUACGAUGAGAAGAGGCAAACUUACCUUGGGGACUGGUACAGUGUCAAUUGGAUGGAAGAUUCUGAUGUCGAGGAUCUGAAACGGGAAACUCUUCACAAGCAGUUCGAGUUGGUGAAGAAACGCACCAACACCAGCCAUGUGAUGCAGUAUGGUAACAAAACCAUCUCUCACAUGAAAGUGGUGCAGUUCCAGGGCACAGGCAAAGCCGACAGCGCCCCCAUUUCCUUGCCACCUGUAAGCAGCUACGACCUCAUUCCGAGUCCCGAUGUGCCUCUUGCAAUAAUGAAGCGCAAGCUGAUGGCCACCAAUGAUGCGUAUCAAGCGAAGGCCAUCAUAGAAGAUAUCAAGAGACAUCUGGAGGCCAGACAACAAAUCCAGGACUAUAUGUACAAGACCGUGUACUUUAUAACAAACUCCAUAGAGCGCACAGAGCAAAUUUUAUCGGACAAGAUGAGCCUCAGCAAUUAUGACUGCUACCAGUCUGCUGCCAAUCAUUUCAAAACCCAUUGCUUUAACUGGCACAAUCCUCAGUAUGAAUAUGCUCUGAGACAACUGUAUGCCUUGGUCAACGUCUGUGAAGUGGGAUAUCCCAUUGACAGGAUUCUGCUGGCCAUGGAUCAAGUGUGUGUUAAAAAUUCAGCCUAGUGAGAAAAGGCAGCUGAGAUGAAAUGGAGCAGGAAUUCCUGCAAAGCAAAGAGAGGUCGGCAAGUGCCUCCACAGGGGGAAAAUACUACCAUGGAAGCUCUCGUGGACACCUCUGAUCAGAUUCUGCACUUUAAAGCAUUGAAUGAAUGAAUGAAAAUCGUGAAGAUGCUCUUCAGGGAUUUGCCUUGUUCCAGCAGCACCUUCUGAAGGCCCCUGAAGUUAACCGGUUUAUCCGUAUCUUUACAGUUGCAGUGUGUCAUCACAUUGCUUGAUUUCCCCCCUGCCUUGUGAUAUGAAUACUUUCACUACAGGAGUGUGUUCUGUUUUUACCUUGAUUUCAGUCUUGUACUCAGGUUUUUUUGGUGGUAGCCUUCUGAGAAUUAGCCUGGGAAGUUUAGGAAUGGCCUGCAAUGAACACUGUUUCCUGCUUCUUGUUUUCAUAAUUGAAAACGAAUGCUUUAACGACUAGAAGAAAACAACGCACUGAAUUAUUUUGCCCGUUGACUCAAGAAUAAAAAAGCCUUUGUUUGUCAACCUUUGCAAGCUGAAGUAAUUUUUAAAUUUUUUUUACUGACUUUUGUUUUCAAACGUUCAAGUUUAUUAGAAAAUAAAUUAACAAAGUCCACUCACACAUAGAGGUUAUUCCUCCUCCCUUCCCUCUUCCGAGAUUGUUUAUUGCUGUUUGUGUUUUUGAUUCUUAUGUAAUCGUAUGUUUACACAAUUUGUUGAGAGGCUGUGCAGUAUUUUGAGGAACCUGUGAAUAAAGUUGAUGAGAUACUUA
This is a messenger RNA of Eublepharis macularius, 2357 nucleotides long. It is a transcript of the gene LGMN, whose product is annotated as legumain. NCBI's taxonomy places the organism in Eukaryota, Metazoa, Chordata, Lepidosauria, Squamata, Eublepharidae. Gene Ontology annotation, biological process: vacuolar protein processing. Gene Ontology annotation, molecular function: cysteine-type endopeptidase activity. The transcript has 15 exons. The record is from RefSeq and is a predicted model, not a curated record. The coding region runs from base 272 to 1576 and encodes 434 amino acids.